Molecule: messenger RNA, 880 nt
Organism: Vitis vinifera (wine grape)
Lineage: Eukaryota; Viridiplantae; Streptophyta; Magnoliopsida; Vitales; Vitaceae
Exons: 2
Coding region: 247-723 (158 amino acids)
Source: RefSeq, a predicted model, not a curated record
UGAGCUCUAUAUUUCUCUUAUUGAAAAGUAGAUGUAUUUAAUAUCAAAGCUUAAAUAUGGCAUCAAAAUGUCAAUUUGCAGAAGAAGGUGGUGAUGACAGUAGAUUGCUCUUUGAAUUUAUUGUUUCGGCUUCCACUUCAGCCUUAAUCGAAAAGCUAUAAGAGAACCCCCCAAACUUGGUUAAUUUCAAAUAAGAAGAAGAAGAAGAAGAAGAAGAAGAAGAAGAAGAAACCGAAAGGGAGAUCGAUGGAUUCAGCCACAAGCCAAAGAUUAUCGAUUUCUCUAGCAGCAACCCUCUCCCUAAUCCUGAUACAUUUGACUCUAGUCAACUCUUUCACUGAAAUCCCAACAGCAUACGAGGUUCUUGAGGACUACAACUUCCCAGUUGGCCUUCUUCCAGAAGAGGUGGUGACAGGCUACAAGCUCAACCACAGAACAGGUGAAUUCUCAGCCUAUCUCAAUGAUAGCUGCAGCGUCUAUGAAGGAGGAUACCGUUUGAAAUACGAGCCCACUAUCAAAGGUUACAUAUCAAACGGCAAGAUAUCUAGCUUGGAAGGUGUUAGUGUGAUGUUCUUUCAUAAGUGGAGAAAAAUUGUUGAGAUCCUCCGGCGUGACAAUCAUAUUCAUUUCUCUGCGGGGGUGGCAAGAGACAGGUUCCAUAUUAAGGACUUUGAGGAAUCUCCUCAAUGUGUGUGUGGCAUGAACUGCUUUCCUACUUCCUAGGCAAGCAAGCAAGCAAGCAGGAACACGAUAAAUCCUUCUGUUUCUCCUUAACUAGUAGACUAUUGAAUUUAGUUGUGUACUUUAAUUUCUGACUCGUUUUCUGGAUUGAUUUAUGUGGGUUGUGCUUAUUUUAAUGAAUUACUGUUUUUAAUUUACA